Sceloporus undulatus (fence lizard) is the source of this 1771-nucleotide messenger RNA. RefSeq names its product interferon-induced protein 44-like. NCBI's taxonomy places the organism in Eukaryota, Metazoa, Chordata, Lepidosauria, Squamata, Phrynosomatidae. The coding region runs from base 141 to 1517 and encodes 458 amino acids. The transcript is spliced from 8 exons. Gene Ontology annotation, molecular function: GTP binding. The record is from RefSeq and is a predicted model, not a curated record.
CUUCUGGAUUGCCACAGCAGAAGGGAAUCUCUGUGAAAUGUGUAAACAAGGGAGUUUUUUCUCUUCCUGGAAACUUGUUCAUUUCACUUUCGUUUCCUCCCAGAGGCAAGAGAGCAAAAGGCAAAGGAUCCAGAUUAAGAAUGGCUGAUAUUAAAUCCCGAUUGACCAAAGAGGAGAAGAAAGGGCUGCUACAUUUAUUGGGAAACAAAGACUUAUGCCUUUUGUAUAAGGGAAGUGUUCAUGGGUACACUGCAAAUGUAUUUCAUGGCAUCUGCAACCGACAAGGCCCAACUGUAGUUGUGGCAUACAAUUCUAGUGGUUAUAUUUUUGGAGGUUUUACUGUACACAGUUAUGCUUCCUCUGGAGCAUAUUUAAAUGAUGAAAAGGCUUUCCUCUUCAAAUUGAAGGGGAAAGAUGGAAAGCUUUGCCCACUAAAAAUCCCAGUCAAAGAUGCCAGUAAGGCUAUAUAUGAUCAUAGUGGAUAUGGUCCUUACUUUGGGGGUGGAUCUCUGAUAUUUCUUUCACAAAACAGUGCUGCAGUAGCCACAAAUGUUAAUGCUGGGUCCUACGUAUUUGGAGCAGAAGACCUUCAUGGAAAUGACCAGGUCCUUUUAGAAUGUGAAGUAUUUCGAGUAGAAGAUGUUGGUGAGAUGAUGGAAAAACCAUGGAGGACGGUUAUCUGGGCAGCUGAGGAAAGAAGAAAACUGAUGAAUCAGAUAGCAGCUUUCAAGCCUCAUUUGAAUUCAGUGCCACAGUUUCGGGUUCUGUUCCUAGGGCCGGUUGGAGCGGGGAAAUCCAGCUUUUUCAACUCUGUGAAGUCCAUUUUUCGGGGCUAUGUGACAAGCCAAGCUAUAGCAGGUUCAGAUUCUACCAGUGUCACUAUGCAGUACAGGACCUAUCAAAUUAAAAAUGAAGGCAAUGGAAAGCCAUUACCUAUCAUUUUCUGUGACACCAUGGGACUAGAAGAGAGGCAAGGAGUUGGACUGGCCAUCGAUGAAGUGCCUAACUUAUUACAAGGACAUGUUCCUGACAGAUAUCAGUUUAAUCCAUCUGCUGCUAUGCAGCGAAAUUCACUCGGCUAUGUCAAAUGUCCAUCUCUGAAGGACCAGGUCCAUUGUGUGGUUUUUGUCAUUGAUGGAUCCAAGAUUGAGAUCCUUCCUGAUAAUCUGGGAGAAAAGCUAAGAGAAAUUCGACGAAAAAGUAACAAGUUUGGUGUGCCACAACUUGUAAUACUUACCAAAGUGGAUGAAAUUUGCCCAUCUCUUGAAGAAAAUGUUUCAGAUGUGUACAGAAGCAGAACUGUUGAGAAACAGAUGCAGUUAACAGCAGAAAGAUUGGGCCUCCCCUUGUGUCAAAUAGUUCCUGUUAAAAAUUACUCUUCAGAGCUGGACCUUAAAGAUAAUGUUGAUAUUCUGAUAUUGAUGGCAGUGAGACAGAUGCUGCGCUUAGCGGAAAGCUACCUAGAUGAUUUCCCUUUGGAAAAAAACUCUACAGUGGAUAUUUAUUCUGAUUCUUGAUAUACUUACUGAAGACAGUUCAACUCUAUUUUUUUAGAUUUUUAAUAGAAGUAAUCAAGUUGAUUCUGCUUGUGAAUAAUUGAAUGACUGCAUAUUAAAGACUGAAUUAUAUCCUUAAGAGAUAAACAAGUCUGGUUGCAGAAAAGAAAAGCCAGAGAAGGAGAGAUAUCCUUAAGAGAUACAGUGUUCAAAUCUCACUUUCUUAUUUGGAAGAACACUGUUGCAAAAAAUAAAAAUGGUCUACGAAAGCUCAA